UGGGCGCUUGCAGCUGCGGGCCGGCGCUCUUCGUCGAGAGGCGCGGGGGGAUGCGCGCUAGCCUGGACGGCAUUGCACAACCCUCGCCCGCCUUCCCUGGAGGUUACCUCUAAGCGCCGCCGCGGAGGAGGCCGCCGCCGCCGCCGCGUGAAUCCGCCGGCAAAGAACAAAGGCAGAGCCGCUUGGCCACCGCCUGCCGUUGUUCCCGAGCCGGCGCCCGUCCGGCUUCGUGCGCGCCGCGAGCCCGAGAUCGCACUUGCUCGCCCGCCUUUCUCCCAGCUCCAUGAGCCGCCAGCUCGAGCCCCGCAGCCCCGCCGCGCUCCUGCACCCGCCGGGAGCCGCCGGCGGCCCUCGCUGCCGGGGCGCCCCUUCCAAGCGCUUCCUGGUGCACGACGGCCCCGGCGCCGAGGAAGCGCCCUCCGCCGCCAAGUGCGCCCGCCUCGCCGUCGAUUGCUCGAGCGCGGCGCCCCAGGACUGCCUCAGCGCGCCGGGCUCGCCCUGCGCCCUCGUCUCUCCGGCCCCCGGAGCCGGCUCGGCGUCCAGCCCCGGCGCUAGCAGCGCGCAGGGGCCCAGCCUCAUCGCCGGCUAUCUUUUGUUGCCCUUGCCCGACAGGGAGCACGUUUCUCGGGCGCUCGACAUUAACACGGGCCGGGAGCUGCGCUGCAAGGUCUUCCCCCUGCAACACUACCAGGACAAAAUCCGGCCGUACAUCCAGCUGCCAUCCCACAGGAACAUCACUGGCAUUGCGGAAGUGAUUCUCGGGGACACCAAGGCCUACGUCUUCUUCGACAGGGACUUUGGCAACAUGCAUUCCUACGUCAGGAGCUGUAAGCGUCUGCCCGAGCAAGAGGCUGCCCGGCUCUUCAAGCAGAUCGUCUCUGCGGUAGCUCAUUGCCACCAGUCAGCCAUCGUACUGGGCGACCUCAAACUCAGGAAGUUCGUGUUUUCCAGUGAGGAAAGGAUGCAGCUGAGACUAGAAAGCUUGGAAGACACUCACAUCAUCAAAGGGGAGGACGAUGCCCUGUCGGACAAGCAUGGCUGUCCUGCCUAUGUCAGUCCAGAAAUCCUAAACACAACGGGGACCUAUUCUGGGAAGUCGGCAGACGUGUGGAGCUUAGGUGUCAUGCUGUACACCCUCCUUGUAGGACGCUACCCUUUCCAUGACUCGGACCCUACUGCCCUCUUUUCGAAAAUCCGACGCGGACAGUUCUGCAUCCCUGAUCAUGUCUCUCCCAAAGCGCGGUGCCUCAUCCGUAGCUUGCUCAGGCGAGAGCCCUCCGAGAGACUCACCGCUCCAGAAAUCUUGCUCCAUCCUUGGUUUGAUGCUGUCUUGGAGUCCGGGUAUGCAGACCAGGACGUACGAACCUCUGAUCAAGUCGUUCCGGAAAAGUUGCAGGAGGACAAUGAUAUGAGCUCCUUCUUUUGCUAACUCUGGUGUUGUUUUGUUGUUUUGCUUUGGGUCAAGAGACCUCACACUUCAUACAGCCCUUAAGCAUGUGUGUGUGUUUAUGUUGCUCAUUUUCUGUGUUGUAAAUGUUCCCUUUCCACACUCUCGCUGAGCUCAGGCGGUGGUCCCAUUUGUUUCUCCCCUCUCCAGGGAGACUUACAGAAAGAUUGCAAGUCAUGGCCUUAUUAAUCCAGGGGAUUCCCUGUUGAGCUCCAGGAGACUCAUCUGGUGCUCCAGUUGGGAACACAUGGAGAAAGAGGCAGCUGCAUUCUUUUGUGUAUCUCAUACAUCAUAAAAUGACAGAACCUCUGGCUUAGGCACUGUUGGUGAUGUAAGAGAGCAAGUCACAGUUCUUCCAAUGCCAGAUGGGGUGUGUGCUAAAUUAGUGGGAUUGUCUGUUAAAAGCUCAGCUCUUACAUUUGAUUUCUAGCUGAAUCGCUGCAUCUGUGGGCAUUGCACCCUUCAGCCUGCAGUUCUCGAUGGCUUUCUUGGCUGUGUUUGCGCAGUCAGCUUGAAAUCACUUUGGGUUAACCUGGAAUAUUUAGCUGUUGCUGCAUUUGUAAGAACUGAAUUUCCUGGUUAAAUGAUCCAGCCUGAAGACUGUUCUCCAGCUCAGGUGAUCAGCAGAGCUGCAUUGGUUUUAGGCCUUGGCCUUCCUCUUAACAGUGUUGUGCAUGAUGCAGAUUGCAUGUCCGGCUAUAUGGGCAGUAGAAAUUAAACGAGCUUUCAUCUGAAUGAACUGGUAGUCACUUGGAGGCCAACGGAGGAUUCGGGGCUGAUCCAUCAAAUUUGGAGAAUUUCACAAAUGCCAAAUCUGUCAUUGGAAGUGGCUCCCAGCCGCAGUGGUAAAAUUGCAGUGUAGUUUUAAGUUAUUCAGCAGGAUGUUCAGCCCCACUGAAACAAUUCAGCUUUUCUGGGGGUUCACUGAGAGAACCAGCUUCAUCCCCACGUCCUUCUUGGGCCUGCAGAAAUCACAUCCAUGCAAUGCGAGUGGGACUGUAAACGCCUUGAUGGAUCGGUGCAAAGCACAUGUCUGCAUAGCUGUGAGAUUCCGGCCUGCAGUUUUUCUGUGUCACAGUUCAGAGUGCAUUUGAUCCAGGUUCCCGUAGCUGGUGCUGGCGUUCCUCUGGUGAGCGGCUGUUUUCGAAUCUCUCAUUUCACUUGGCCGCCGAGGACUCCUCCUGCCCCCCUCCCCUUUCACGUAUGUAUCCUAAGAUGACAUGUAAAUGGAAUUGCUGACGGACGAUGCAUGCUGUUGAUUGCACAGGUGACUCUCCUGCCCCCGGCUCCUGGCUCGUCUCUGCAGGAAAGCCGAUGCAUAUGGUGUGACCUGCAAAUGAGAUGCCAGCGCUGCUAUUUUUGCAUGGCUUUAGAAGGCAGGCCACCCUGCAUCUCCAGAUAGGAUACAGAAAUGAAAGGAGGCAGUGUCUUUUCAAGGUUUGCUUAACUGCCUUUCUCCCCCAAGACAAGCACUUCCAGAUUCAGCAUUCUAGUCCAGCCUUCCUCAGCCUGCUGCCUUUCUGAUAUUUGGACUGCAACUCCCAGGAUGCCUAACCAUUGGGAAAUCGAUGGGAGUUGAUAUCCAAAACAUCUGGAGGGCUGUUGUCUCUGCUGACCACAUGGUUGCAUUCCCCUGUGUCCAUGGGAUCCAUGUGUGGCAUUCUUUAUCAGGCUUCUUUGGAAUGCAUCCAUUGGAAUGAAUGGGUCUUAGGUGAACAUUGGGUGCAACUCGGGCCCAUGUUUGGUUCCUUCUGUGAAAGCGCUCCUGCAUAAGGCCAGAGGGACAGUUCUGGUUAAGACGAGAGCAUAGUGUGACCUGCUUUAAAACUCACACCUCCCUGUCACUGGCUCUUCCCAACCCUUCAGUGUUCCAUGCUAAGCACAGCUGGGUUUGUUUCCUGGUGGUUUUGCACUCCGUCCCUGGAUUCCCAAAGAUUGUAGUCAAGGGCAGAGCAGCUCAACCUGAGAGACAAAGAUGUGUCCUGUCUCGUUACAUACACUGAAAUGUUUGACUUUCUUUGUGUGGGUUCUGUUCUCUGGCGCGUUGCAUCGUCCUUCGUACCAAAACGAAAGAAAAAAAUGGAAAAACAAUCUCCUCUUUUGAUAAACUAAUGAACAAUACCCACAUUUUCCAAUUUGACUCAUCAGGCCUAAUUUGGAAACCUCUCUGCCCCGGCCCCUUCUCCAUUAUCAUGCAUUUCUGGCUGCGGUUGUUUCUGUAUUUCAGAUUUGUGGCAGUUAAUUCAUACACUUGAAUAAACUUCAGCUUCCUGGAUAGGGUAAUGAACGUCAUUCUCACCAUGUGAACAAGUACUUGCCUGUCCUGAUUUCCCAACCGGAGGGAAGGUUUUGUUACCCAGAAGACUGCUGGCUCGGUGGUGGUGGUGCGGUCAUUGUUGUCGCCAUAGGGUGUUGAUGUGCCACAGACAAAUGCGUGCAUGCCUGACCAACAAUGACUCUUGAGGACUAGUAGCUUUGCAAAGCCAAGUUGGUGUGCGCCAAAGGAUCCCACUGACUUCUGACAAAGCACAAAUAUCCCAUGCUUAAGACCGUUCUGUUCAUUGGGUGGAGGUAUGCUACCGAGGAAAGCUUCACCUUUGCCUGUGUAGCCCUGGAUUCAAACCUCAAAAUGCUGAUUUUGCUUAAAAGGUCUACAGCUCCUAUUUGUCAUUGGGGAAGCCAUUGCACUCUUGCAAAACUUUUGUAUACCUCACCUUCUUUGUACUUCCCGUAAACUACUCAAGUUAUGCCAUUUGAGGCUGUGGUGUGUGUGUGUGUCCUAAAAACCUGAGGUUUCAAAGAGCUGUUUAAAUGUGAAUUAUGCCUGGCAAUACUAACUUGAUAAAAUCAAGAGAAUUAGAGGUGAAACUUUAUUUUUUUACCUUGAUUGCACUAAAGCUCUUGUGAUUGCUUUAAUAUAUUUGUAUCUGUGAUACAGUUUUUUUUAAAGAAUCUCCCCAGACCUGCCUAUAAAUCUGUAUAUAUUGGUAGGUGGAAAACGAAUAACACUAUGUCAGAUAUUUGUAAAUACGUGCAUAUUUGAAAAUCGACAUGAUGAAGCUGUAAAAAUUCUGUACACAAGUUUAAUAAAUCUGGUUUCAUAAUAAAA
This is a messenger RNA of Varanus komodoensis (Komodo dragon), 4556 nucleotides long. RefSeq names its product tribbles pseudokinase 1 (gene TRIB1). The transcript has 3 exons. Gene Ontology annotation, biological process: protein phosphorylation; regulation of MAP kinase activity; positive regulation of proteasomal ubiquitin-dependent protein catabolic process. Bases 284 to 1429 code for a protein of 381 amino acids. Gene Ontology annotation, cellular component: nucleus. NCBI's taxonomy places the organism in Eukaryota, Metazoa, Chordata, Lepidosauria, Squamata, Varanidae. The record is from RefSeq and is a predicted model, not a curated record. Gene Ontology annotation, molecular function: mitogen-activated protein kinase kinase binding; protein kinase activity; ATP binding.